Lingula anatina is the source of this 4446-nucleotide messenger RNA. RefSeq names its product macrophage mannose receptor 1. NCBI's taxonomy places the organism in Eukaryota, Metazoa, Brachiopoda, Lingulata, Lingulida, Lingulidae. The record is from RefSeq and is a predicted model, not a curated record.
AUGUCAUUCCGUAGUCUAGAGCAGGCGUAUAUUGGGUCACAGCUUGGUGACAGAGAUGUCAACACAGAGCACUGGAUAGGACUCAGUAAAGGUGACAAGGGAGACAGCUACUCUUGGACCUCAGGGGAACAUGUGGCAUACACCAACUGGGACCAAACACACUCAGGAAACGGAGAAUACGUCUGUGUAGCGAUAACAGUAUCCGGUAAGACAGCAGGUAAAUGGGCAGACCGAGCCUGCUCCCAGACCAAAAGCUACAUUUGUGAAUAUCCCAGAAAGGGGUACCAGCAGAAUAAAGUCGGUACAACUCCAAGACCUCCCGCCUGUCCUUUGGAACACUACUGGAGAGGAUAUGGCGAUUACUGCUACAAGAGAGUGUUUGGUCGUCAGACUUGGUUCCAAGCCUGGGAAUUAUGUAAGAAUCUUGGAGGUGACCUUGCUAGCUUUCAUAGCCAACGCCAGAUGAACGAAGCUGCGGAUGUGCCACAAUACGCGAGUGGUUACAGAGACAACUUCUGGAUCGGCCUGCACAAACCCACCAAGAACAGCAGCUAUGUCUGGACAGAUGGUUCUGCUCUGGACUAUACUAACUGGGACGAGGGAGAACCCAAUGACCAUAACGGUCUGGAGAGCUGUGUGGAACUGAACAGAGGACAACGGGGCCUGUGGAACGAUGCCAACUGUUACACCUUGAAGCAGUGUAUUUGUCAAGUUAAGAGAGGUGACCCAGUGUAUACUUCGAUGUCUACGCCGGCCACAACAAAAGCUCCUCACUGCGGAAACGACACCAACUGGCUAAGUCACGGAGAUUAUUGCUACUACCUGAGCCUUAGAUAUGGCAGGGGCGCCCAGUUACCCUGGCAUGACGCCAAGAUCUACUGCAUACAAAACGGUGGUGAUCUUAUCAGCAUACACAGUGUUGACGAGAACAAUUUCCUGAUUUCUCAAGCUUAUGAUUCGAGACAGUUCUGGAUUGGAUUAAAUGCUCUGGAUUUUGAAAGUUACAAGUGGAGUGAUGGCAGUGUGUUGGACUUCCUGGCCUGGGACGUGAACCAGCCAACCAACCUUUAUGGUGGCCAGAGAUGUGCCACAUUUAGCAAGCUAACAGGAAAUUGGGGAAACGAGAAUUGUGGUGAAUAUAAAAAUUAUAUAUGUAAACGGCACAAGGACACGAGAACCACGGUGGCUCCGACCCCAACUCCAGUCAUACUUGGGGGCUGUCCGACAGGAUUCCAAGGCAUUGCGUUUCUGACUACUGUUCUUAAAGACAAGACUUUAAACUACUGGAUAGGCCUAAGCAUACAGUGGGUUGGUUACAAGCGCAGAUACAGAAGAUUUCGCUGGGCAGACAAUUCUAAAAUCGACUAUGCCAAUUGGGAUUUCGGAGAGCCCAGUGGAACUUCAUACACCCCUAAGGAAGAUUGUGUGGCUGUUGCUUCAAAGGGAAACUCUAUUGGGCGAUGGCGAGAUCAUGGGUGUAAUGUAAAGAUGGGCUAUAUAUGCCAGACUUGGAAAGAUCCUAACCUUCCCACAUCACAAGCGCCCACACAAGCAGGCUCACUUUGUCCAACUGGCUACGAAUCAUUUGGAUCUGCCUGUUACCAACUGACGUCACCAAUGACCUGGGAAGAGGCCAAUGUCACGUGUGAGGGACAGCAAGACAGCCUGGUGUCCAUAUUAGACCCCCAUGAGCAAGCUUUCCUUGUUUUGAUGAUGCAUCGGAAUGAUACACAGCCUGUGUGGAUUGGGUUACAUAGAAAUAGGUCAUCAUUUGAAUGGGUUGAUGGAUGGCUUGUGAAUUAUGUCAACUGGAACGCUCGGGAACCUUCCCGGAACACGGGAGACUACUGCGUACUUCUCGACACUAAUGGACGUUGGAAUGACACAGUGUGUUAUAGGAAAUUUCGAGCGAUUUGCAAGAAAACAUCAGUUCGGCCGCCCACUCCGACUGCAGAAAUCCCUGGCACUUGUCCGGACGCCACCUGGCAUCCCUAUGGUUCCUAUUGCUACUUUAUGUCGAAAGGAUAUGCAAUGUGGGCAGGUGGCAUUUUCCAGUGCCACAAAAAGGGGGCGACACUGGCCUCCAUCUCAGACCAAGGGGAGAUGGACUUUAUACUGCGGACCGUUAGAGAGCAGCUGAUAACGGUGGAUCUGUGGAUAGGACUAUAUAGGAAUAUUGAUGGGUCACUCCGUUGGUACGAUGGCACUCCUAUCAAUUACGAGAACUGGGGAAUAGGGCAGCCAUCUUCAGAGAAGGACAUGGACUGUGUAUAUGCCGCCAAAGGGCGCGGUGAUUGGCAGGCGGGGCGGUGCGGCCUAGCAAUAGGCUAUAUUUGUAAAGUACCCAAAGAUGGCGCUGAGCACAUUUGGUCUGACAGCACGGAGACCAACUUCACGAACUGGGAUGACGGACAGCCAGACAACCAUAACGGAAUGGAGCGCUGUGUUGGGAUGUUUGCCACAACGGGAAAAUGGCGAGAUGAGAACUGUGCAAGCGCAAGAGGUUGGAUUUGCAAGGUACCUCUAGGGGCAACGACGGUCUCGAGGACAACAGAAGGGACAAGUAUAGCCGGCAACAUCUGUGGAGAUAAUUGGCAUUCUUUUGGGGACAACUGUUAUUUCUACAGUCAUCGCUGGGGUGAUCCAGGGCGCGAGUCGUGGCGCAGUUCUCGAAAAUGGUGUCUAAAGAACGCAGGCGAUUUGCUUAACAUCCAGACCCCAGAAGAGGCCGAUUUCAUCACCGCCUUAAUUGGUAGAACAGAGCACGCUAAAUUAUGGAUAGGAGCUAAUAAUGUAGACUUGAACGGCUACAAGUGGACUGAUGGAACGCCCGUGAACAACAUCAACUGGGCUAAAAAUGAGCCAAACUCAAAGAACGGAGACCAGAGAUGUAUCAAUAUCUACACUGGCAAGGAGAAUAUACAAGCUGGCACUUUUAAUGAUGACAACUGCGGUGACAAGCUACCGUUUAUAUGUAAGAGGCACGUGUCAAGUAGAACUACCGGGACCAUGCCGCAGACCUCUUUAAUACCAGGGCACUGCCCUGUUGGGUUUGAAGGCGUAGGAAACCGGUGUUAUAAAUUUGUUGGAGUAAAGGAAUCAGACAGAAAGAAUUACACCGACGCCAAGGCCGCGUGCGCCGCCAUGGGAAAAACAGUCUUCCUGGCCAGCAUCACCAACUCUUUUGAACAAGCUUUUGUUACGAGUAGAGUUCAAGACACGGAUGUUAACUACUGGAUUGGAUUAAGUGACUAUGACCGCCAACAUUUUUUCCGAUGGUUGACGAAUGAAGAUUUGACAUAUACCAAUUGGGAUACUAAUGAACCUACAAACUUUUUCGUUUCGCAGGGAGAAAACUGUGUCCAAGUUCAAUCAUCCAGAGACAGUGCUGGGAAAUGGGCAGAUGACACUUGUUCUAAGCGAUACGGCUACAUUUGCCAAACAUGGAAAGAUCCCUCCAUCAAAACACCAUGGACUACGCAAUCCACAGUUCGGGUAAUUACUUGCCCUGAAGACUACUCCACCUUGGACGGUCGCACGUGCUUUAAGCUGUACACUGACCCUAGACCGUGGCGACUGGCACAUAGGCAGUGCACGACGGACAGGGCAUAUUUGGCAUAUGUUCCAGACGCUGUCCAGAAGGCAGGCUUAAUGACGUUUUUAAUCCAAAGCGGAAAACUGUCGGUGUGGUUGGGUUUGAAAGACAUGGGACGACAACGUUUCAAGUGGGUGAAUAACUGGCCCCUCCAAUACACCAACUGGGACAAGAACGAACCCAGCGCGGGCGUCGCAGAGGCAUGCGGAGUAAUGGCGCCAGAUGGCAAAUGGAAGAAUGAAUUGCCAUCUCCAACAGAGUCAUUUGCGAGUUGGUGUCCUGAAAGUGGACUAUGGAGAGAAUACGACACCUCUUGUUUUUACUUCGAUGCACAAGUCCGCCAAACUUGGGCACAUGCCAGCUUUGAAUGUUUUAAACGAGGAGGCCACCUUGCGUCAUUUAGCAAUCAAGACGAAGUUGACUAUAUAAUCGGUCUGCUGAGAUAUGAGAGCCGGCCUGAAGAUCUGUGGAUUGGUCUUGUGCGAAGAUUUGAAAAUGAUACCUUCACCUGGUACGAUGGAAAGACUGUUGGCUUUACUAACUGGUCGCCUGGGGAACCAACGCACAAAGAUGGAGAGCAAGCCUGCGCAGUUUUCCUGAUCAAAACUGGACAGUGGAGAGCUACGAGUUGUACGGACAGAAAUGGGUUCAUAUGUAAAGCUCCUGCUAAUAUUCCGGCAACCUCCCAUGCCAGUGGAAAACCUUCGACAAGUCCCGCCAAAACUCAUGAGAAGUCCUCUCAGGCGAAAUCAGGAGGUGCUGCAUCGCCUGUUCCAAACAGUUUCUUGUGGCUUAUUCUGUGCAUAACUACAGGGGUAUAUUAUAACGUUGGGCAUGGAAACACAGCGUAA